GAGUGUGCUGCCGGCUAAUGUGAUUUCUGCUGGGUCGUCUUCUUCGAUAUUAUUGGCUUUUUUCGCUCCACAAAGAGAGGAGCAAGAUGUCGUCUGCCGGCCUGGACGUGGAUUUUUGCUUCGAGGUUGCGCUUCCCUUGGUGAAACAAGCCGGGCAGGAAAUUUUGGCCGCUUUUGAGAGAAAAGACAAAAAGGUGGAGUCAAAAAGUUUUGCAGAUGAUUUAUUGACUGAAACUGACCGACGUGUGGAGGAUUUACUCAUCGCUGGACUUAAAGAUAAAUUUCCUAACCACAGGUUCAUCGCGGAGGAGCGCGUUUCCUCCGGGGGCGAGUUCGAGGCGAGCACCGUCGAGCCGACGUGGAUCAUCGACCCCAUCGACGGCACGACCAACUUCGUGCACGGCUACCCGCAGGUAUGCGUCAGCGUCGGCUUGUGGGCGCAAAAUUGUCCCCAGCUGGCGUUUGUCUUUAAUCCGGUGCUGGAUCAACUCUUCACUGCCAAGAGGGGCCAAGGCGCCUUUCUCAAUGGACGAAAGUUGAGCGUCUCCAAAACGACUGAAUUAAGCGCUGCAAUUGUUGGCGGUGACAUUCUGUCUUAUCAGAGCCAAUUUGACCGGUUGGAGGUUUCGAUCGCCAAUGCCAAGAGCGUCAAAGCGGUGGCAAGAGCUUUCCGCAUACCUGGAUCCGUGGCGAUUACAUUAGCAUAUGUGGCGAUGGGCGCGCUGGACGCGUAUUUCGAGCAGGGGCCCAAGAGCUGGGAUUUCGCGGCCGGCGUGCUGCUGGUGACGGAGGCGGGCGGCGUCGUUCGCAGCAUCCUCGGAGAGCCGUUCGAUUUGUUUGGCAGGACCGUGCUUGCGACGUCCACGGAAAAUCUGGCAAAGCAACUUGCCGACACACUUCAGCCGUUCCCGUUCGAGAGGGAAGGUGGACCAGGCCCUUAUAAAUUCUAGAAAGAACUUACUCCAUAUCAAAAAUCAGAAAGCAAUAAUCCCUGAGUGAAUUCUGACUUAAGAAAAUUAAUUAAAGAGUGAACCAGACAAAAUUUAAUCAAAUCUAAUUAUGAAAAGAAUAUUAAAAAAAAAAAAUCUGUAAUUUUUCUCUAUAAUUUUAUAUCUUCCUCGAGAAAGGUACCGUUAAGACAGAUUUCCCUAGAUGAUGGGUUUGGUUGUACAAAAUUUCAAGGAUAAUGAAGGUGAGCGGCCUAUGAAUUGGGAACUUUAUGUUGGCAUUUGCCAGAAAUGUCGGAUGGAAUCCGCAGAAGAAAGCAGGGCUGACUGCAAAAUCGUAUAAUAAUUGCAGACCCCUGCAAUUUCUCCCGAUAUCUGCCUGUCGCAGUGAUUUUAUGAUUUCCAAAGCCUUGUGAAAUCCGACUCAAUAUGUGCAUACAAAGUUUACUCAUUGAACAAUUACAAAAGACUUUUUGAGAUCUAUGUCAGGAUCUGUCAGUUUCAAUUAACUCAAACUGACAAUGAGAAAUUAAUUAUUUCACAAAUCACAUUGUUUCUAACUGGAGUAGAAAACAUGCUUAAUAUUUAUGUUAAUUAUUAUCAUUGCAGCUAUUAUGUUAUGUUAUGGCCAAAAAUUAUUAAAAAGAUACUCACAAUCGGUCGUAUCGUAAUUCAAUUGGGUCAAAGAAAAGAAGAU
Messenger RNA from Neocloeon triangulifer, 1644 nucleotides. RefSeq names its product inositol monophosphatase 2-like. Gene Ontology annotation, molecular function: inositol monophosphate 1-phosphatase activity. NCBI's taxonomy places the organism in Eukaryota, Metazoa, Arthropoda, Insecta, Ephemeroptera, Baetidae. Gene Ontology annotation, biological process: signal transduction; phosphatidylinositol phosphate biosynthetic process; inositol metabolic process. The record is from RefSeq and is a predicted model, not a curated record. The coding region runs from base 87 to 950 and encodes 287 amino acids. The transcript is spliced from 7 exons.